Thlaspi arvense is the source of this 3306-nucleotide messenger RNA. The record is from the annotation of a GenBank genome assembly. NCBI's taxonomy places the organism in Eukaryota, Viridiplantae, Streptophyta, Magnoliopsida, Brassicales, Brassicaceae.
GUCCAGUUGAUUUCGUCCGCCGUCGUCAAUUUGCCUCCUUUUUUGCCCUUUCUAAUCGCUUUUAAUAUGGGUUUCUUGCUUCGGCGUCUUUAGCCACAAUCUGUCUGAAAAUUUCUCUAAUUCCAAGGGUUCUCGGAAAAAUUGAGGGUUAGGGUUUUGAAAUGGGCACGAAAGUUUCAGACGAUCUGCUCUCCACCGUCCGAUCAGUCGUGGGAUCCGAUUACUCAGACAUGGACAUAAUCAGGGCUCUGCACAUGGCGAAACUUAACCCCACAGCAGCAAUCAAUAUAAUCUUCGACACUCCAAGUUUCAGCAAACCCGAUCUAGCCACCGCUCCUAGCCCGAGCGGCUCUAAUGUAGGGAAGAGACUCGAGGACGGCAUACAGGGCUGUCGUUUCAGCGACGGCGCAAGUGUUGGAGCGAGUCCUCGCGUGGAGGAAGAUGAGAGUGUUAACGGUGGGGAAGAGAGUGUUUCAGGGAACGAGUGGUGGUUUGUGGGCAGUUCGGAACUUUCGGGGUUGUCGACAUGUAAAGGAAGGAAAUUGAAGUCCGGUGACGAACUCGUGUUCACGUUUCCGCAGAGUAAGAAAUCGAACUCUGAGUCUACCCCCGGGAAGCGCCUCGGACGGGGAAGGCCAGCUUCGCGUGGUGCUUCUGAUAUCGUCAGGUUCUCUACAAAGGAUUCUGGAGAGAUUGGUAGAAUACCAAAUGAGUGGGCUCGGUGUCUUCUACCGCUUGUGUUAGACAAGAAAAUUAGGAUAGAAGGGAGAUGCAAGUCGGCGCCUCAAGCACUGGGCAUCAUGGACUCAAUUAUUCUUUCAGUAAGCGUAUACAUUAAUAGUUCCAUGUUUCAAAAGCAUAGUGCGACUUCACUCAAGGCAGCCACUAAUACGGCAGAAGAAUCAAUGUUCCAUCCUCUCCCAAAUCUCUUCCGGUUGCUUGGUUUGAUCCCAUUUAAGAAGGCAGAGUUCACUCCUGAGGAUUUGUCCACUAGGAAGCGACCUUUGAGUUCUACGGAUGGCUCCGCUGUUCGUACUUCGUUGCUUCAGUUAAACAAGGUCAAGAAUCUAAAUCAAGACGCAAACGGAGAUGAAAAUGAGCAGUGCAUCAGCGAUGGUGAUCUUGAUAACAUAGUUGGUGUUGGGGACAGUUCUGGAUUAAAGGAAAUGGAAACUCCACAUAAACUUCAGUGUGAGCUUCGUCCGUAUCAGAAGCAGGCACUCCAUUGGAUGACCCAACUGGAGAAAGGAAAUUGCACUGAUGAGGCAGCAACAAUGCUUCACCCGUGUUGGGAAGCAUACAAUUUAGCAGACAAGAGGGAACUUGUUGUCUACCUGAAUUCUUUUACUGGUGAUGCUACUAUACACUUUCCCAGCACACUUCAAAUGGCAAGAGGAGGAAUUCUAGCAGACGCAAUGGGUCUCGGAAAGACCGUAAUGACCAUAUCCCUUAUGCUUGCCCAUUCUUGGAAAGCUGCAUCAACUGGGUUUCUAUCCCCUAAUUAUGAAGGAGAGAAAGGGAUCAGCAGUGUUUUAGAUGAGUCCGGUGGUCCUUCAGUGAAGGCAACCAAAUUUCCAGGUUUUGAUAAGAAGCUUCUUGAGCAUAAAAGUGCACUUGAAAAUGGUGGUAACCUGAUUGUUUGUCCGAUGACACUUUUAGGCCAGUGGAAGUCAGAGAUUGAAAUGCAUGCAAAGCCUGGAUCUCUGUCUGUCUAUGUUCAUUAUGGCCAAAGCAGGCCAAAGGAUGCAAAACUUUUGUCCCAAAGUGAUGUUGUCAUCACUACAUAUGGGGUUCUAACAUCCGAAUUUUCAGCAGAGAACUCAGCAGACAGUGAAGGACUUUAUGCAGUUCGAUGGUUUAGGAUUGUUCUUGACGAGGCACAUAUCAUUAAAAACUCAAAAAGCCAAAUAUCCGUGGCUGCUGCAGCUCUGGUUGCUGACCGGCGUUGGUGUCUUACGGGUACUCCUAUUCAGGUGAUUGAUCUUUUUUGUCGAAGGUGGAAUAAACUUGUCCAAAAGCCAUUUGAAGAGGGCGAUGAGAGAGGGCUAAAGCUAGUGCAGUCUAUCUUAAAACCUAUCAUGCUUAGGAGAACCAAGUCUAGCACAGAUCGAGAAGGAAGGCCGAUUCUUGUUCUACCCCCUGCUGAUGUGCGGGUAAUUUACUGUGAACUCUCGGAGUCUGAGAGGGAUUUCUACGAUGCGCUAUAUAAAAGAUCCAAGGUAUUUCGAGGUGAUACAGCGGAAUACUCAGAUCUGAAUAAGCUUGCUAAACGUUUCCUUGGUGGAAAGUCUUCUGGACUAGAAAGGGAAGGAAAAGAUGUACCACCAGUGGCUUUUGUUCAGGAGGUGGUUGAGGAACUGCGCAAAGGAGAGCAAGGCGAGUGUCCAAUAUGCCUUGAAGCGUUUGAGGAUGCAGUAUUAACACCAUGUGCUCAUAGAUUAUGUCGUGAGUGUCUCUUAGCAAGUUGGCGAAAUUCUUCUUCUGGGUUAUGUCCUGUGUGUAGGAACAACAUUUCAUUUGUCCGUCUUGAUGGCACGCUAAAUCAGCAGCAACGGGAGAAAGUCCUUAAAGAGUUUACUGAAGAUGACAGUAUCCUGGUACUGUUGAUGUCUCUAAAAGCUGGUGGUGUCGGUAUAAAUCUAACAGCUGCGUCCAAUGCUUUUGUCAUGGAUCCAUGGUGGAACCCAGCAGUAGAGGAACAAGCUGUUAUGCGUAUCCAUCGUAUAGGACAGACUAAGAAAGUCAAAAUUAGAAGAUUCAUCAUUAAGGGAACAGUUGAGGAGAGAAUGGAAGCUGUUCAGGCGAGGAAGCAGAGAAUGAUCUCUGGGGCAUUAACCGAUCAAGAAGUACGAAGUGCACGCAUAGAUGAACUCAAGAUGUUGUUUACCUGAAACAAAACAAAAAAAAAAUUCUCUGGUCUGAUGCCUGAAGUCUAUCGUACAAUAUUACAUAUGGUAAACUCUUAACAAGAAACUUGUCACAUUCUAAAGCGAAUCAGAGAUUAUAAACGUAUCUGAAAAUGGGUUUUGCUCUUUUCAAGAGAUAUGAUGGACAAUUGUCACAGUUCUAGGGAAUGUGCAGAGAGGUUUCCAAGUGUAUAUCUUUAGCCUAUAUGGGUUUUGUUGUUUUGUUGUUAUAGAGAGCUCUUUGUAAUUGGAGUUCAGAUUAUUUUUUGUACUUUUAAUGAAUGCUGGAAUAUUACUUUUUGUAACUCAACAUUGCAACUACCCGGUGAGAAUUGGAACUAUUCACUUUAUAUAUGAUGUGCUUCUUCUUUACCUUUGUUGAGAUAAAAUAUUAUGAACC